This is a messenger RNA of Dipodomys ordii (Ord's kangaroo rat), 369 nucleotides long. Its product is annotated as histone H2B subacrosomal variant-like. The record is from RefSeq and is a predicted model, not a curated record. Gene Ontology annotation, molecular function: protein heterodimerization activity; structural constituent of chromatin; DNA binding. Lineage: Eukaryota; Metazoa; Chordata; Mammalia; Rodentia; Heteromyidae. Gene Ontology annotation, cellular component: nucleosome. Gene Ontology annotation, biological process: nucleosome assembly. The transcript has a single exon. Bases 1 to 369 code for a protein of 122 amino acids.
AUGGCCAGAUCAAGCAACGGAAAGUCGAGAUUCUUCGGAGGAAAUCUAAGCCCAAUCUCCAGAAACAAGUCGCACUCCACCACCAGUAUUGGCCGUAGAAAUUAUUCACUCUACAUAAACAAGAUUCUGAAGGAAGUUGUUCCCUGUAGGAGCAUAUCAUCUAGCACCGUGGACUUCUUGAACACCCUGAUCAAUGAAACCUUUGCAAUGAUUGCUGUGGAAGCCCGCCAGCUGAUGAAUUACAGAAAGCGUUGUACUCUCACCCCAGAAGAUAUCCAGAAGGCAGUCUAUUUGCUGCUUCCUAAGAAACUUGCUAGAUAUGCAGUGGCUUUUGGAAGUGAAGCGGUCCAUAGAUUUGUCCACUCCUGA